Molecule: messenger RNA, 1590 nt
Organism: Lucilia cuprina (Australian sheep blowfly)
Lineage: Eukaryota; Metazoa; Arthropoda; Insecta; Diptera; Calliphoridae
Product: facilitated trehalose transporter Tret1-like
Exons: 6
Coding region: 64-1473 (469 amino acids)
Biological process (GO): transmembrane transport; carbohydrate transport
Cellular component (GO): membrane
Molecular function (GO): sugar transmembrane transporter activity
Source: RefSeq, a predicted model, not a curated record
CUUUAAGGUCUCGAUGUAAGCGGUUUUUAAUUUUAAAAUAUUUAAUUUCUUUUGUCUUCAAAAAUGUUUUCAAGUGAUCGAGUUAUAACUAAACGACAUAACAGUUCUGUGCUAAAUCGAAAAUAUCGAAAACAAUUAUUGGCCACUAUAGCGGUUCAAAUUUUAACAUUUGCCCAUGGCAUAGCAAUUGGUUGGACCUCACCGACACUACUCAAGUUGCAGUCCCCCGAUUCACCCACAAAUUUUGUAGUGUCGGUAGAGCAGGCUUCUUGGAUUGGUUCACUAUUCGGUUUGGGUUCACUAGUAGGAAAUUUAUUUGGUUUUCUUUUAAAUCGCAUCGGACGAAAAUGGUGCUUGUAUUUAAUGUCUUUGCCCUAUAUAAUAGCCUGGAUUUUGAUAUUUUUCUCGAAAACUUAUUUAUAUCUGUAUGUGGCCAGAUUUCUUAUAGGCAUAACUGAUGGCGGAAUAUUUCUGGUUAUACCGAUUUUCAUUAGUGAAAUAGCCGAUGCAAGUUUACGUGGAACUUUAUCGUCCUUGGUAAUGUUAUUCUUAAGUUUUGGCAUUAUGGUGGGAUUUGUGUUCUCAUCACUUCUGGAUUAUUAUCUAAAUUCUUGUAUCAUAAUUACAUUUCCAAUUUUGUAUUUAGUGGCCUUAACAAAAUUUCCCGAAACACCACAAUUUCUAUUAAGAAAACAAAAAAUUGAAAAAGCUCAUAAGGCUUUUAAAUUUUAUAAGAAUUUAACAAAACCCAAGAAUAUUGAGGCCACUAAAGUCGAGCAACAGGAACUUAAUGUAGAUGGUGAAUUUCAAGAACUCAAAUUAAAUAUUUUAACAAAUAAUAUCGAGGAAAAAUUAUCAUUUAAGGAUUUUGUCAGUGUUGAGGCCUUAAAAACAUUUUUUACCGCUUUUAUGUUGCUGGCCUUAAGUCAAUUUUCUGGCUGUUUGGCUUUUCUCUUCUAUAUGUCGGAUAUAUUUGCUCAUGCUGGUACCGAUAUUCAUCCCAAUACCUGCACCAUUCUCACAGGUAUAGCACAAAUUAUAGGAGCUUUUUCCACUGUUAUAUUGGUAGAUCGUUUUGGUCGUAAACCUCUAAUGUUGGUAUCAUCGGGUGGCAUGGCUAUAGGCCUUUUGACUUUUGGUUUCUAUAUACAAUUUACCACUGCAGAACUGAAGUUAACAUAUAAUUGGUUCCCUAUUGUUAUUAUGACAUUUGUAAUUUUAUUGGUCAAUGUAGCGGUGACUGGUCUUUUAAUAGUGGAAAUAUUUCCCUCUAAGAUACGUGCCCCUGCCACCACUGUAUGCUGUUUUGCCACUAGUUUAAUGAUUUUUGCGGCCUUGAAAAUAUUUCCUCUAAUACUGCAAAAUUAUGGACUAGCCACGCUUUUAUACGUUUGUGGAGGUGUUUCGGUUAUUGGUGGUUUAUAUAUCUUGCUAUUUCUAAAAGAAACGAAAGGCACUUCAAUGGAUAGAUGAAAAUAUAUGGAGAGAUGAUUUCAAUAGACUGAAGUACUAGCAUGUUACUUUUUAACAUAUUUAACACUUAUGUGGCUUAUCUCUAUUUUCUUAUUAAACUAAAUAUAUAAUUUGUAU